Messenger RNA from Peronospora belbahrii, 1437 nucleotides. NCBI's taxonomy places the organism in Eukaryota, Oomycota, Peronosporomycetes, Peronosporales, Peronosporaceae. The record is from the annotation of a GenBank genome assembly.
AUGGCUUUUGGUUCACGUAUUCGCAGUCUCUGUGCUGCUGCUAUACUUUGCACUGCUGUCGUUUUGUCACCUGCUGAUGCAUGGCUAGCUCCAAUCAUUACCAAGGGCAAUAAGCUCUUUGAUUCUGCAACGGGUCAGGAGUUCCGCAUAAAAGCGGACAAGUACGAGAAAAUAUGGCUGGCGCAUUUGAAAAUACUGAUAGAUCUAGGUGUAAACACCAUUCGUCUAUAUUCGGUGGAUCCGAGUCUUCCACACGACAAAUUCAUGUGCGCGUGCUCCAACGCAGGUAUCUAUGUCUUGAUCGGUAUCACUGCUCCGUGUGAGAACUGCUCGGUGCUUGACUAUAAGCCACCCAAGUGCUAUCCGGAUGACCUCUUUACCCGUGCACAAAUGGUGUACAACGCGUUUGCUGUGUACGACAAUACAUUGGGCUUCAGUGUCGGUAAUGAAAACAAUCUGCAAGUGGAGAACGGAGCCGACGGUACUACGACAGCCCCAUGUGUCAAAGCAUUCCUGCGAGACACUCGAAGUUAUGCUGCGAGUUGCUCGGGGUCUGUGCGUCAGGUGCCGAUUGGUCUCGACAUUGCCGACAUUCCUCCUCGCGUGACGUGGAUUUCGUACUACGAUUGCUCUGUGGAUGACGAUGAAAACACACGUGCUGAGUGGAUGGGCUUCAACCCGUACGUUGAGUGCGAUUCUGCUACUCACAAGAAGUAUUCGCAGUCCACCGGUCUGAAGAAACUGAUGUCUGAGUACGCUAAGGUUGGUUAUUCUCGUCCACUGAUGUUUGGCGAGUUUGGCUGCAACAAGGGUGUGAACACUAUCGAUGGCUACGAAAGCCAGCGUAUGUUCUACGAUGCAAAGUGGAUGAAUGAAGAAGAGGAGAUGAUGGAAGAGAUCGUGGGCGGCAACGUGUUUGAGUUCAGCACUGAAAUUGCCAACUUGGUUGAGAGCAAGACUCUGAACAAGGCCGCCGAUGCGGGCAAGUACGGUGUCGGCUUCUUUCUCCCGGAAAAAUGUGAUCAUGAAACAUCCGAGUGUGUCUUCCAACCGUACCCGGAAUACAAGUAUCUCAAGGAGGCUUACACGACUACCAAGAACUCGUCUGUUAACCACGAUAGCUACACGCCUACGCGCGACACAAUUCUAUCAUGUCCGAAGAAAAUGUCGAUUGAUCUACCGCCUACACCCGAUGUCCCGAUUCUCGCGUGCACGAUCGCGCAGCCGGUGUGCAAUGGCGUAAAGGCCAACAGCUACAAGCACGUCUCUUCAAACACAGAGUUCGGCGAAAAGCGGCAACCAUCGAACAAAGAGAACGGCGGAAUCGCGCUCGACAGCGGUUCGCAAGGUAGCAGUAAUGGGGCCACCACCACGACUUCUGCGGUUGCGUUCUUGUUGUCUAUGGUAACGGUUGCCGUCACCGCAAUUUCUGUCUAG